Cicer arietinum (chickpea) is the source of this 876-nucleotide messenger RNA. RefSeq lists its product as uncharacterized. Lineage: Eukaryota; Viridiplantae; Streptophyta; Magnoliopsida; Fabales; Fabaceae. The record is from RefSeq and is a predicted model, not a curated record.
UAAAUAAAAAGUUAAGAAACAAUUUCUAUCGUUCCUCUGCAAUCCCUACUUCAUUCCCUUCCACUCUCUCACCGUCGCCCAUCUACCUUCAUCCUCUGAAUUUUGUCUUCGAACCCUAAUCCCUAAAAUCUCCCAUUCGCAUCACCGUUCAUCACUUCGACAGCAAAAGUUCAGCACCAGCUCAUCAUUAAUAUCUUUUCAGUGAAACCAAAGCUUCUUUUGUUUUUGGAGGCAGAACAAAGCAGGUGAACAUGGCUUCUGAUAAAAACAUUCGAUGCCAUCACUGCGCAGGUCCUCUUUCAAAAGAGAUGGAAACCAGUAGCUGGACAGUUGCUCCUCUAAUCAGGGAUAGCUUUUCUAUGAUUGGUUCUGCGGUUGGCGGCACCACAAGUGCAUUCUAUGGAUUCAAUCAUGUUAUGCCAGUUGUCUGCAGAUGGGUAAAAGGACCCAUGUGGGUACAUUUUCUAGUUGGUACACCACCUGUGAUAGUAUUCUCUUCAGUAUGUGCAGGACUGGCAGGUGGGGCUGUUCCUGCAUUGGCACAACUUGUUUCUUCAUCUUACCACGCAGCACAGUCAUCACCUCCUUCAGAGGGUGAUAAGAUUCAGAAGUCAAGAACUUCCUCCACUCUCUAAUAUGAAUAUCUAUCUAUACAAGACAUGCAUAUAAUGAUUUUCUUCUAUCAUAAACAUGCAUUCAUUUGACAUGCGCUGAGAGUUUUGUUUUUCUCAUGUAAAUUCUGCUUUUCAGCUUCACUGCUCCACUAUGUAAUUUCAGCUUUUCCCUCAACUGGUACUAGAGAAAUGCAUCAUCCAAUAUCUUAUAGUUUGGUUUAUUACAUUGUCAUUUUGUUCUUCAAUUAGAUUCGUUUCACUA